AUGGCAUCUCCCAGCCAGGUCAUCGUCGUCGGAGGCGGUCUCGCCGGUUUCUCUGCCGCUAACACGGUAUUGGAGAACGGUGGCAACGUUCUUUUGAUCGAUAAAUCUGCCUUCUGUGGCGGUAACUCUUCCAAGGCUACCUCUGGUAUCAACGGUUCUUGCACUAGAACUCAGAAGAAGCUCGGUGUUGAGGAUUCCAACGAGCUCUUCGAGUCUGAUUGCAUGAAGGGUGGCUCCAAGAGCCCCGAGCUCAUCAAGACUAUGGUCGAGCAUUCUGGUAACUCGGUCAACUGGUUGAUGGAUAACUUCGAUCUCGAUUUGUCCCUCCUCGCUCGUUUGGGUGGCCACUCUGCCGAGCGUACCCAUCGUGGUAAGGAGCGUUUCCCCGGUAUGACCAUCACUUACGCCCAGAUUCAGAUGGCGGAGGCUAUUUCCAAGGCCCAGCCCAGCAGAUGCCAAAUCAUCAACAAGGCUCGCGCCACUGACCUCAUCAAGAAUGAGAAGGGUGAGGUUGUUGGUGUCGAGUACACCACUAAGGAUGGCCAGACCCAUAAGGUCUAUGGCCCUGUUAUCCUCGCUACUGGUGGUUUCGGUGCUGAUUUCUCCAAGGACGGUCUUCUCGCCAAGUACCGCCCCGAUCUCCUCAAGCUCUCUACCACCAAUGGUGAGCACUGCACUGGUGAUGGAAUCAAGAUGGGUAUGGCCGCCGGUGCCGACACUGUCGAUCUCGAGUGGGUACAGGUCCAUCCUACUGGUCUUGUUAACCCUAAGGAUCCCGACUGCAAGGUCAAGUUCCUCGCUGCUGAGGCUCUCCGUGGUGUUGGUGGUCUUCUCCUCGAUGCCGAUGGAAAGCGUUUCUCCAAUGAGCUCGGCCGUCGUGAUUACGUCUCCAACAGGAUGUUCGCCAACAAGGGACCUUUCCGCCUCGUCCUCAACUCCGCCGCUGCCAACGAUAUUCACUGGCAUGUCGAGCAUUACGAGGGCCGUGGUGCCUCUGCUGCGUCGGCCCCUGCCGCUGCCACUCCUGUCGCUGCCCCCGCUGCUGCUCCCGCUGCUGCUACCAAUGGUUACACUUUGGAAGAGGUUGCCAAGCACAACACUGAGAGUGAUUGCUGGGUUGUUCUCAACGGACAGGUUUUGGACGUGACUGAUUUCCUUCCCGAGCAUCCUGGUGGAAAGCUCGCUAUCAUGACUUUCGCCGGCAAGGACGCUUCAAAGGAGUUCAACAUGAUCCAUCCCGCUGAUGUUGUCGAGAAGUAUGUGCCCGAGUCUAUUCUCGGACCUGUUGUUGAAGCCUCUGCUGCUGCCGCCGCCGCCACUGCCGCUCCGGUCGCCCCUGCUGCUGCUACUCCCGCCAACGGCAUCACCAUGGAGGAGGUCGCCAAGCAUACCAGCGAGACUGACUGUUGGGUGGUUGUCAAUGGCCAGGUCCUGGAUGUCACCAACUUCCUUCCUGAGCAUCCCGGUGGAAAGCUCGCUAUCAUGACUUUUGCCGGUAAAGACGCCUCCAAGGAGUUCAACAUGAUCCAUCCAGCUGAUGUUAUCGAGAAGUACGCCUCUGAUGCCGUCCUCGGACCUGUGGUUGAGGCUUCGGCUGUUGCCCCUGCUGGUGCCUCCAACAACUUGGCUCAGCCUCUUCUCAGUGACUAUUCUGCCAAGGCUGUUCCUGCCCAAUGGUGGGGUGAGGAGCGCAACACCUGCGACUUGCAUGGCCCUCUUGGACCCUCUGUCUGGUCGUACUGUGCUGCUCUCUGCUACUUCAUCUGGAUGUUCGUGAUCGAGACUUUGAAGACCAUCUUCACUAUCAAGAACUGGAAGAACAUUUCCGAUAAGUCUGGAUUGACUCGUUCUGCUAUCUUCAUGAUGGUCUUCGUCACGAUCCAUGCUUUGGGUAACAUCCAUUUAUUCUUCGGAGCUAUCCACUUCAAUGCUUACGCCUACUUCCUCAACCACCCUUGCCCCUGGAGCACUCUUCUCCUCCCUGUGGAGAUCUAUCUUCUUGCCUGUGGUCUCUUGCAUGUUACUGUCGCUACCGUCCGUACCUUCAAGUUCAAGAGUAUGAACAGCAGCAUCGAUCAACUUUGGUUGUUCUUGACUGGCUGCGUUCUCUUCGUGUUCCUGGUUGUCCAUCUCAUCCAGUUCCGCUUCGUUAGCGAAGCCGCGGCUCCUCAGUACUACUUCCGCACCAAGUGGAUGUAUCCCUUCUACUGCAGCGGUGACGAUACCUCUUGCGAGCUUGUCCACUUCAAGGAUCUUUACAAGAUGGAGAUGAAGUACUUCGAGAGCUUCGGCUGGGUUCUCUUCUAUGAGGCCGGCGUUAUCGCCUUCUGGUCCCAUAUGAAGGAGGGUAUUCGCAAGGUCAUCGCUGCCUACGCGGGCAUUCCUCGCAAGUACAAGUCUCAGGCUCAGUUCUUCGGUCAGCUCAUGGCCUGGGUACUCGGUCUUCUCUACUUCUCCUACCCCUUGUUCAGCUACUUCGCUCCCAUCAAGGAUUGGGCCAAGUACGAUGCUGCUAUGCCCACUCCCGUGGAGAUGUAAAUGAUGUUACUGGGCUGCUCCUGUGGUGAGGCUAUUUGCCUCUGAUAUUUUUCUAGUCGUUGACUCGGCUAAUGUUUUCUUUGUGUAUGAUUGGCGGUUCGAUAAUCGUCUACUAUUUAAGUUGCUUUGGUUGUUCAGCCAGCUCCCGGUUCCCGAUCAUUAUGUCACGGUAUACUCUCAAUCCAAUUGUGAAUUCCGCCGUGGCGUAUUAGGGCGGACCCGUC
Perkinsus marinus ATCC 50983 is the source of this 2762-nucleotide messenger RNA. Its product is annotated as succinate dehydrogenase, putative. Gene Ontology annotation, cellular component: membrane. Bases 1 to 2538 code for a protein of 845 amino acids. Lineage: Eukaryota; Perkinsozoa; Perkinsida; Perkinsidae. The record is from RefSeq and is a predicted model, not a curated record. Gene Ontology annotation, molecular function: heme binding. The transcript is spliced from 2 exons.